This is a messenger RNA of Cynoglossus semilaevis (tongue sole), 1927 nucleotides long. RefSeq names its product Jupiter microtubule associated homolog 2 (gene jpt2). The coding region runs from base 111 to 740 and encodes 209 amino acids. The record is from RefSeq and is a predicted model, not a curated record. Lineage: Eukaryota; Metazoa; Chordata; Actinopteri; Pleuronectiformes; Cynoglossidae. Gene Ontology annotation, cellular component: nucleus. The transcript has 5 exons.
GACUACACUGCGCAGCUGGGUAAGCGCAGGCGGCAGGAACCCGCUGCUCGUACAGUUGGCAAACUGACCAAGUUGUCUUUGAAAACUUAAAGGCUCACAACAUACUCACAAUGACUUCGACGAACACGUUCCAAGGGCUGGAAUCUGGCUCCAAACCGAGUUCAAGGGUUUUGCAGCCUCCUGGGGGUGGAUCCAGUAACUUAUUUGGUGGUUAUGAAGAUGAUGCUGCAGCAUCAAGAAGACCUAAUAAAAUGGCCUCUAAAGUUUUUUCACCACCAGAAGAGACCCAGAAUGUACCCAGACGCUCCAAUCCUCCAGGUGGGAAGACUAGUGGAAUAUUUGGUGACUCUGAACCGCCUGCUCAACCACAGAGGCCUGUACCUCCGGGUGGAACAUCUAAUGUAAUAUUUGGAGCUGCAGGAAGUGGACCUGAACAAAGUCCAAAAAAAACCCACCCUAACAAACCAAAGGACAAUCUGAGUGUGGGACCUGAACCUGAAAUACCAGCUCCUGAACCCAAGGUCAGUCCACCUGAGGUGAAGGUGGAAGUCCCCCCUCCAGCCCCUGUGCCGCCUAAAGAGCAGCCUGCUGUUGUGCCGGUCCCUAGCCUUACCUCCUCUUCCCCACCUCCUGACGAGACUAUAAUGAAGAAUCACGAGCCUCACCUGGGACCCAAGCCUCGCUCCCACAACAGGGUACUCAACCCACCAGGAGGAAAAUCCAGUGUUGUGUUCUACUGAGCAAAUCUAUACACCAGCACUCUGUCCUUUGUUUCCAUACACUCCUAAUCUGAUCACCCAUUGUUCUUCUCUCAUUCCAUUGUGCAUCACCUUGCCGUUUUUCACCUUGAACAUCUGAAUGCAGACCUGGACUUGGCAGUUCUUCUCUUCAAGUUUUUCAUUUAACCAUGUCCUCCUCAACAUACUCUUGCACUUUUGGUCCCACAUCUGUUUUUCUUUCUCUUCAUCCAAUUAUUGUUGUUGACUAAAUCCUGCAAUCAUACAAUCACCUUCUGGUCAACCAAAGGACCAGCAAUUUUACUGCGAUUCUGUCCAAUUUCAGUAUUACGGUUAAGUUUUCACCACAUCUGUGUUAAAGCAUUUGUUAGUGUUGUUUCAUUAAUUUUUUUCACCAUCUGAUUGGUUGACACAUCAGAAAAAAGCUUUAAAUUAUUGUAGAUUUAAAUGUGUUUGACUAAAACAAAUCUUCUUGCACAGACUAGUUGCAGACAUUUGCCUGAAAUAGUUUUAAAGCCUUACGUUUUUCAGACAUUGGCUGUUGAAGAGGUCUGUCACCAGCUGAAUGUUAGGUGUUUGUGGUGAUGGGGCAGAGUUGCUUUUUAUGUGCUUUCAUUUUCUUUAUUUGAUGACAGCACAAGACUUUAGACUUUGACAAUGACCUAAUAAGCAGAGGCCUUGUACCAUUUAAUCAUUCUUCGUACAUUUUAUUCCUUAUUCCGUCUCUUCAGAUUUAAAUUUGCUGUCAGAACAAAGACUAAGUUCAGAGAUGCCCCACAAAUUAUCCUCAAUCAAAAUUCCAUAUGGCGACGCCUGGAUGCUUAAUUCUUCCAAAAAGAAAUUCCAUUUUGAUUGUGUGCGAAUGUAUUUUGUGCAGGUACUUUCUGCUUUGUCCUUGGCUUUGUUUGAGAACUUACUCUGUUUUUUUGUUUUGUUUUGGGUAGGCCUCUGUUUAUGUUUUAAAUUAAAACGGCUGAAGACAGUGAACUCUGGUCAAGCUGGUGUCCUUACCUGAGUUCAGGUGGGCUCACUGAUAAUCACCUUUUCACUCACCUCAUGACACACACUCAUGGUGUUCUGGUGCCGCCCUGUUCUCACUGUGUUGACGUGCCUGGCAGGCAACAAGCGUAGCAGAUGAAAGGAAAAAAAGAACAUCUGUGUUUUGCAAUAAAAACGUUGUUUUGCAUUAA